This is a messenger RNA of Ectocarpus sp. CCAP 1310/34, 2019 nucleotides long. The record is from the annotation of a GenBank genome assembly. NCBI's taxonomy places the organism in Eukaryota, Phaeophyceae, Ectocarpales, Ectocarpaceae.
AUGCGGCUUGUGCUCAAUGCUACGGCGCUGCUCUGCUUCCUGGAAUGUGCCGCGGCCCACACAAGCCAUACCAGCCAUUCCGAUCAUGACCAUGGAAGCCACUCGGACGAGUCAAGCCACUCGGACGGGGAGGGCCACUUCGAGGCGGCCGCGGUGUACGACGUGGAGGCGGGCACCAACUCUCUGGCGGCCUACCCCGGGGGGGGAAGCUUCGAGGAAGUGACUUUCGCGUUCAUGGUUGUACCCGCUGCUUCUGCGGACCUUGAGGGACUAGGGGCAGCAGAGGAGGACGCUGAGGCUGCGUGGGACGAGUACACCAGCGGCGCCGAAGAUGCUACCGUUCUGGCUUCCGGGGAGUCGGCCACCCCGUCCGCCGACGUGGUCUACCAGGUCACUCUCGAGGACCCCCUGGUGCUGGUGCCGGUCGACGUUACCGCCGCCGGCGCGUACGCCGUCUUCCUGGAGCACGGGAGCGACGAAGUGGGCACCGCUCUUGUUUCCCCCUCGGGCGACGUCUUGGUGGUCGGGGCGGAGGAGGGUGGGGACGAUGACGGGGACGACGAGGAGGAGGAAGUGGAGGAUGAGACAGGGACUGCAACGGCGGGCAAGUGGGGGAACGCGCUUGUGGCGUCGCUCGUCGUGUCGGCUUGCAGCUUCGCCGGUAUCGUGGUGGUGGCCAGCAAGCACGUGGCGAACAACGUCGACCUCUCGCACGCCUUCGUCUUCGCGUCCGGCGCGCUCCUGACGGCCGCCCUGCUGCACAUCAUCCCCGAGGCGCUUGAGGGCCUCGAGGAGUCGUACGACAGCCUCCACGACCUGGGUCUGUACGCCGGCCUGGCCGUCAUGGGUGGCAUGUCCCUGGGCAUCGUCCUCCACGCUCUCUUGGAGUCGGGCCACUCCCACUCCCCGGGCGAAAGCCAGUCACACGCGCCGGGAGCGGUCGAAUCGGGAGGCGGCGGCGCCAAGGCAUCCGCAGAUACCGGCACGACGGAGGCUACCCUCCCGCCGUCCCCCGUCGAGUCUAACUCGGACAAUCUCCAGGCGUUGAUCGCCGCGAGAGAGGGGAAGUCGCUGCUGGACGUCAAGGGGCUCGAGCCGGUGUGCUGGAAUGUGAUCGCGGGCGACCUGGUGCACAACGUCGCGGACGGGGUGGCCAUCGGGGCGGCGUUCCUGAGCUGCAGCACGACCAUGGGCUGGACCGUCGCCGCGUCCGUGGUCCUCCACGAGGUACCCCACGAGGUGGCCGACUUCAUGGCGCUCCUAAAAGGGGGCAUGAGCCUCAUGCAGGCGUUUGUCUACAACUUUCUGUCGGCCCUGUCGGCCGUGCUUGGCACCGUCAUCAUCCUCGCGGUGCAAGACACGCUAAGCGAGAAGGACAUCGCGAUCGUGCUCCUGGUUGGCGCGGGGUCCUUCAUCUUCAUCGCCCUCUCCGAGCUGCUGCCGGGAGCUCUCACCGUCGCCGCCCUCGUCGCCAGAAAGGGCGGGGGCGCCAUUGCGCGCUCUCAGGUGCUCAAGCUGGGAUCGUUCCUUCUGGGGGCGAUCGUUAUCGGCAUCCCUCUGCUCUUCGACGAACACUGCGGCACCGGCCACGAUCACGACCAUUGAAUUGAUCGCACUAAGACACAGGCGCGGUAUGUUUCUGCAACGGUUAGGCCGUCAUGGCUUCCGAGGGCGCCACUAUUCUAGCAACGUGGUUUAUUGGUUCGCAAGCUGGGUCUAGGCAACGAGUGUUUGUUUUGGUCUCGAGUGCUUUGGCCGUUCGGUUGCGAUCAAGCAGUUGUACAUAUAUUUCAAUCACGCAUGAAUUGUUCCGUUUUGGGCCACACCCCGCGCGCGAAGAAAAUAUUUCACGAAGUUGGAGAUACUUGUAUGGCACACCUGACGAAACCGCUGUGAGACAGGCCUAUAGGCCUUGCUUGUUUAAUGUCGCGUGUGAGUCAUGCUGAAGUUGGAAAGGGGGGCGGGCGGAGGUUUCCAGAAAUGGGUGUGCGUGGGGGUGGGCGGUGUACUCAUAGUCGU